Messenger RNA from Adineta steineri, 357 nucleotides. The record is from the annotation of a GenBank genome assembly. NCBI's taxonomy places the organism in Eukaryota, Metazoa, Rotifera, Eurotatoria, Adinetida, Adinetidae.
AUGAGUCAUAUUCCUGAAGGACAUCAAGGAACGUCUAUUCAUCAUAUCGGAGUCGUUAAAGGAAGUACACAAAGUGCCUACCGUUGUGAGAUUCUCGAUCGUGAAUUUAUGUUUAGUGAUCAAUUGGCAACAGUUAUAAGUGGACUGUAUGGACAUGAUAUUGCUGAACAUGCACAUUUUUAUGUUGAUAAAAAACGUGUUAAUCGUCAGUCAUUAUUAGACGACCAUCAAGGAAAAGAUGUACAUGUUUAUUAUGCGGAUCAUAUUCACGAUCCGAAUCGAAUUGGUUCCUUUAUUAUUCCUGUACUUGAACAUCAUUUGACACAAAGACACCAUGAAACUGGUCAUAUCUCUUAA